AUGGCAAGAACCAAGCAGACGGCCCGUAAAUCCACUGGUGGCAAGGCGCCCAGGAAGCAGCUCACCACCAAGGCUGCCCGCAAGAGCGCCCCCACUACCGGCGGCGUGAAGAAGCCUCACUAUUACAGGCCCGGCACCGUGGCUCUGAGGGAGAUCCGCCAUUAUCAGAAAUCUACUGAGCUGCUCAUCUGUAAGCUGCCCUUCCAGCGCCUGGUAAGAGAAAUCGCUCAGGACUUUAAACGCGGAUUUCAUCUAGCACACACAAAGGCUCUUUUAAGAGCCACCUCACUGUCUCACAGAAACGAGCCUGUCUCCAUACCCUGCACGGAACACUGUUCUGUUUGA
This is a messenger RNA of Neoarius graeffei (lesser salmon catfish), 345 nucleotides long. RefSeq names its product histone H3.3 type 1-like. The record is from RefSeq and is a predicted model, not a curated record. Gene Ontology annotation, cellular component: nucleosome. Gene Ontology annotation, molecular function: structural constituent of chromatin; protein heterodimerization activity; DNA binding. Lineage: Eukaryota; Metazoa; Chordata; Actinopteri; Siluriformes; Ariidae. The transcript has a single exon. Bases 1 to 345 code for a protein of 114 amino acids.